AUGUACGUAGGUCCGGGUCACUUCCUUAGGCUGCGUUAUUUUAAUAGUUGCAACGGAUCUCUGUGCGAUAUCGUCAAUCACGAACUGAUUUACAGGUUUUCGUUUGAAUCAGCUAUUACCGUGUUGGCAAUCGCAUGUCCGUGUGCUCUUGGCUUGGCAACACCGACUGCCGUUAUGGUCGGAACCGGUGUUGGAGCUUUGCACGGCAUUCUGAUAAAAGGAGGCGAAGCUCUGCAGAAUGCUUGCAAGGUAUGCUGUGGUUUAAUGGUAAUUUGUGUAGAUAUUAAAGAAGCACAUUUAACUACAGUAAACGUGGUCGUUUUUGACAAAACCGGCACCAUAACAAGUGGCAAAGCUAAAGUGUCCAAAGUGGUUCUUUUCAUGCCGCCAGAACAUUUUCACCUGGAAAAGUUAUUGACCAUCAUUGGACUUGCAGAAACUACUUCAGAACAUCCCGUGGCUGUGGCGAUUACAUCGUUCGUAAAACAGGUAUGCAACUUUGUACUGCACUUUUUGCAAACCGACAUAGUCGGGGUGUGUUCGACGAUGGAGAAUUCUGUUGGUCGUGGCAUCAAUUGCUUGGUAUCCGGCGUUUCGCUGGUGAAGGAAAACAUCGAAAGCCUCGCUCUUUGUAAUAAAAUGCUGCAGAGUGGUUUACCGGUCUCCUGCGAUGGCGUCAACCUCUUGCUGAACGCAGUGAAGAGGCAUAAAGACGGUGGCCUCGGUCUUCUCACAUCCGGUCCAUGGAAGGUGCUCAUCGGAAAUCGCGAAUGGAUGCAGACACACAGAGUGACGGUCGACCCUGCCGCUGAGGAGUUCAUGCGGUCAGAAGAACAGCUGGGACACAUCGUGGUGUUGUGCGCUAUUAAUGAAAUUGUCGUUUCAACCAUAUCAAUCGUUGAUACCAUUAAGCCGGAAGCGCCACUGACUGUAUACCUUUUAAAGAAAAUGGGGUUGGACGUGAUACUGUUGACGGGCGACAACCUUCGAACCGCGUCUGCUGUCGCACGGAAGGUUGGUAUAGAAUCCGUGUUUGCCGAGGUACUGCCAAGCCAAAAAAAGAGUAAAAUUGAGGAGUUGCAGAAAAAUGGACUGAAGGUAGAUGUUGAUUUUUUUCAUUCUGUAGUUUGUAUGGUUGGGGACGGAAUCAACGACGGUCCGGCGCUUGCAGCAAGCGACAUUGGCAUUGCAAUUGCAUCCGGUUCAGACAUCGCCAUGCAGUCGGCAGGCAUUGUUUUAAUAAACGCAAGUGACCUCCUGUUGUUACCGUUCUGAAUAUUUCGUCCAAUCGGCAUCGGCAUUCCACCAUGGACAGCAGCAGCCGCUAUGGCGGUUUCGUCGAUCAGCGUCGUGUGCUCAUCGCUGUUGUUGAAGCUGUACCGGAAACCGAAGCAAGAGUCGCUGAUGUCUAAAGAUUAUACUGAUCACUUGAAAAGUUCUCAGUUCGAAACUCAGCAUGAUAACGGGAUUUUGAAAGGCGCAGCUUUCAGUGCUACGAAAAGCGCUUAA
This is a messenger RNA of Soboliphyme baturini, 1509 nucleotides long. Lineage: Eukaryota; Metazoa; Nematoda; Enoplea; Dioctophymatida; Soboliphymatidae. The record is from the annotation of a GenBank genome assembly.